This is a messenger RNA of Gadus macrocephalus (Pacific cod), 3644 nucleotides long. It is a transcript of the gene pfkpa, whose product is annotated as phosphofructokinase, platelet a. The record is from RefSeq and is a predicted model, not a curated record. Gene Ontology annotation, biological process: fructose 1,6-bisphosphate metabolic process; canonical glycolysis; fructose 6-phosphate metabolic process. NCBI's taxonomy places the organism in Eukaryota, Metazoa, Chordata, Actinopteri, Gadiformes, Gadidae. The transcript is spliced from 23 exons. Gene Ontology annotation, molecular function: AMP binding; identical protein binding; fructose-6-phosphate binding. Gene Ontology annotation, cellular component: 6-phosphofructokinase complex; membrane; cytoplasm. Bases 180 to 2702 code for a protein of 840 amino acids.
AUCGCAGAAGAUGCGGAACCGAGAGAAGGACGACAGCGGGCAUACAAGCAGGCGGUCGGUUAAAGGGGCAGGACCAGACAUUGUCGUAGCCCUGCAUUCUCUUCACAAUUCCAUCAAUCCCUGGUUCAACACUCAAUUCAUCACCUGGGCGAGAGCAAAGACAGUGAAAGGCUGUAAACAUGGCGCAGCCAGACAGCAAGAAGGUCUUCUUUGAGAACCUGACGGGCGCGGGGAAAGCCAUCGCGGUGCUGACGAGUGGCGGGGAUGCUCAAGGGAUGAAUGCUGCGGUGCGUGCAGUCGUCCGAAUGGGAAUAUACGUCGGGGCAAAGGUCUACUUCAUCCGUGAGGGCUAUCAGGGGAUGGUGGAUGGAGGAGAAGACAACAUUAAGGAGGCCACAUGGGAAAGCGUCUCCAGCAUGCUACAAGUGGGGGGCACCGUCAUCGGCAGCGCCCGCUGCAAGGAGUUCCGCUCGCACGAGGGCCGCCUGAGGGCCGCGCACCACCUGGUGGAGAAGGGCAUCACCAACCUGUGUGUGAUCGGGGGGGACGGCAGUCUCACGGGGGCCAACCUGUUCAGGGAGGAGUGGAGCGGGCUGCUGGCCGAGCUGGUGGAGCAAGGCCUGAUCAGCCAGGACUCGUCCCAGAAGCACUCGGCCCUUCACAUCGUGGGCAUGGUGGGCUCCAUCGACAACGACUUCUGCGGCACGGACAUGACCAUCGGCACAGACUCGGCCCUGCACCGCAUCAUCGAGGUGGUGGACGCCAUCAUGACCACUGCCCAGAGUCACCAGAGGACGUUUGUGUUGGAGGUCAUGGGACGGCACUGUGGGUACCUGGCCCUGGUGAGCGCGCUGGCCUGCGGAGCGGACUGGGUGCUGAUCCCUGAGAUGCCCCCUGAGGACGGCUGGGAGGACAAGAUGUGUCAGAAGCUGUCUGCGAAUCGAGCAGGCAUGAAAAGGCUGAAUAUCAUAAUUGUAGCCGAGGGAGCGAUCGGUCGAAACAACAAGCCCAUAACCACUGACUAUGUAAAGGAUCUUGUUGUCAAAUGCUUGGGCUUCGACACUCGCGUGACCAUCCUCGGUCAUGUCCAGAGGGGAGGCACGCCGUCCGCCUUCGACCGCAUCCUGGCCAGUCGUAUGGGUGUGGAGGCAGUGAUGGCGCUGCUGGAGACGACCGCCAACACCCCAGCCUGCGUGGUCUCCCUCUGUGGAAACCAGUCGGUGCGUCUGCCUCUGAUGGAGUGUGUGCAGAUGACUCAGGAAGUACAGAAGGCCAUGGACGAGAAGAAGUUUGAAGAGGCAGUGAAGCUUCGCGGCAGGAGUUUUGAAAACAACCUGCGGACCUACAAGCUACUGGCCCAUCGUAAACCAGAGUCUGAGCUGCCCGUUAGCAACUUCAACGUGGCCAUCCUGAACGUGGGGGCACCUGCGGCCGGCAUGAACGCGGCCGUGCGCUCCGCCGUCAGGGUGGGCAUCUCCGAGGGACACAAGAUGUUCGCCGUCAGCGACGGCUUCGAGGGGCUCUACAAGGGACAGAUCAAGGAGAUCAAGUGGGCCGACGUAGGUGGAUGGACCGGUCAAGGUGGAUCUUUGCUGGGUACCAAGCGCACGCUCCCAGCGAAACACGUUGACAAAAUUGCCGAGCAGAUGCGACUGCAUAACAUAAACGCACUGCUUGUUAUCGGGGGAUUUGAGGCCUACCUGUCGCUGCUGGAGUUGCAAGAGGCGCGCGGGACUCACGAGGAGUUCUGUGUGCCCAUGAUCAUGGUGCCGGCCACCGUCUCCAACAAUGUGCCGGGCUCUGACCUCAGUGUGGGCGCCGACACCGCCCUGAACGCCAUCACUUCAGCCUUUGAGUGUCUGCUGCAGCUGUACGACGCUCGGGCCACGCAUGAGGACUUUUGCAUCCCCAUGUGUAUGCUGCCCGCCACCAUUAGUAACAACGUGCCCGGCACUGAUCUGAGUAUCGGGGCCGACACGGCCCUCAAUGCCAUCGUGGAGACUUGUGACCGCAUCAAGCAGUCUGCCAGCGGAACCAAGAGGCGCGUGUUUAUCAUUGAGACCAUGGGGGGUUACUGCGGCUAUCUGGCCAGCGUGGGCGGGCUGGCCGCAGGCGCCGACGCCGCCUACAUCUACGAAGAACCCUUCGACAUCAGAGACCUGCAGUCCAACGUGGAACAUUUAACAGAGAAGAUGAAGACCAGUAUCCAGAGAGGCCUAGUCCUCAGAAACGAGAACAGUAAUGAAAACUACACAACAGACUUCAUCUACCAGCUGUACUCUGAAGAAGGCAGGGGGGUGUUUGACUGCAGGAAGAACGUACUGGGACACAUGCAGCAGGGAGGGGCACCGUCUCCGUUCGACCGCAACUUCGGGACCAAGAUCUCGGCAAAGGCCAUGCAGUGGAUCACCAAGAAGCUGACGGAGACGUUCAGACAAGGCCGGGUGUUUGCCAACACGGAGGACUCGUGCUGCCUGCUGGGGAUGCGCCGCAGGAACCUGGUCUUCCAGCCCGUGGUGCAGCUCAAAGACGACACAGACUUUGUCCACAGAAUCCCCAAGGAGCAGUGGUGGCUGAAGCUCCGCCCCCUCAUGAAGAUCCUGGCCAAGUACCGGACCAGCUACGACGUGUCCGACUCGGGCCAGCUGGAGCACGUGGUGCGCAACCGGCCCAAGGAGUCGGACGCCUCCGUGGCCAUGUGAACCCAGAACCAACCAGCACCACCACCCGGAACCCACCUCCACCCCCCCCCCCCCCCCUCCUCGCACCCCCCCCUCCCUCGAGAGUGAUCGAGGACCGGUCCAGUAUAAAAGAGAACCCGUAUCCGCUUGGUGGGGGAAGCCCCUCCCCCCAUCUGGUCUGUCUGUCUGUAUACCGUAGUGGCAGGAGAACGGCAGUCAUAAUCGGUCUCUGUUGCAUCGCCGAUGUACACACACACACACACACACACACACACAUCCACACACACAUCCACACAUACAGGCACACCACGCACAGACACAGACACACAAACCCAUGCACUCUAUAUUUACUGGAGACUGUAAUCUAGCCUCCGCUGUGUUCCUCCUUUGCAGAAAAACCAAGGCACGUACACACUCAAACAUAGUGUGACACACACACACACACACACACAUGAAAACACACACACACAAACACACACACACACUGAUGACAGGCCCUCAUCCGCGUCUCCAUUGCCCUUGAUGUUUGUUGUCAUCGUUGUUAAAUUUGCACUUUUCUCCGUCUGGAAGCCCGGAUGGUGGCUCUGUUCCAGGAACCACUUGAAGCCAGUGUAGACUCUGUAUCUGCUGUAAACCCAGAGAAGCGCAUCCGCCUAGUGAAACGGAGAAACCCAGGGAGUAAAGUAAGCCUAUUUAUGUGAGACUGAUGCAAUACAUUUCUACUCGCUGCAAGCGGCAUGGCAAUGUUUGCUCUACCCCAGCGUUUUAAACGAUUUCCCUUUCUGGUUAGCAGCAUUGCUAUUGUGUUUCGCCUGCAAAAAAAAAGAAACCUGGGAUGUGAGAUAAUAUGAUUUUAUGCACUGCCGUACCGAGAGUAGGUGUCUCCUGUAUUGCACCAUUCAUUUUAAAUGUGUGAGAAAACUAAUGUUUGCCACGAAAUAAAAACCCUACACUAGCAAAAUA